Venturia canescens is the source of this 5203-nucleotide messenger RNA. Its product is annotated as E3 ubiquitin-protein ligase TRIM33-like. Gene Ontology annotation, cellular component: chromatin. The record is from RefSeq and is a predicted model, not a curated record. The transcript has 11 exons. Bases 187 to 3822 code for a protein of 1211 amino acids. NCBI's taxonomy places the organism in Eukaryota, Metazoa, Arthropoda, Insecta, Hymenoptera, Ichneumonidae. Gene Ontology annotation, molecular function: protein binding; zinc ion binding.
UUCAGUCGCGCCAAACCUAAUUAGCGAUCGCACAUCGCGUUAGAUUGCUUUUUUUCACGAUGGCGCAGCCUGAACAAAUGAAUGUUUAUCAUUUAAAGCCAUGAAUAACGGAGAGUGUCGAAUCUUCGGAUAGAAGAAAAGUUUUUAAAACAUUAUUUUUUUAAGUUAUUUGAUACACGGGGGUAUAUGAAGAAAAAAAAAUCGGUAAACAUGGAGUCGCGAGUUAGUGAAAUUUCGACGCUCGUCUCUGGAGCUAUGGUGAAAGAAGAACCUAUGGAUCAAUCUUCUGGCAAUCAAGAUUCUCAGCAGACACAAUUACAGACCAUUUGCAACGAUGACGAUAACGAGCAGAGAAAUGAGUGCACACCCGAAAGUCAGGAACAUGAAAACCGCGCAUUUCUCAACAAGUGUGUUUUUUGCGACAAACAAUUUACGUGCGAUGAAGAAUCGAAACUUUUAGAAUGUCUUCACGCUGCCUGCUCAGCGUGCGUCAAUAACAAACUCGCCGAUUCCAAUACUUCGGUAGACGUGGACGUUCUGCUAGAAAGCAACAUUAUUGUCUGUCAAAUCUGCAACGUCACAAGUCAAACUCAAAAUCUCAUAGACAAUAGAUUUCAUUCUAAAUUUGUUGAAGAUGAUUGUAAUCAAGGCAUUGAAGACGAAAGCAAGGACAUGGAAGAAGAUAAAAAAUGUACCAGCUGUCACGACAAUGCGACAGCUACAAGUUGGUGUGUCGAGUGCGAAGAAUUUAUUUGUGAAAAUUGUGUAUUGGCACAUCAAAGGCUGAAAAUAACUAAGGAUCACACAAUUAAGCCAAAAGAUGAAGUCGCCAAUUAUUCUGAAAGUUCGAAGAAAGGAGACAAAAAGAUUCCUAGUUAUUUAUUUUGUGCAGUACAUCCACAUGAGCAAUUAUCACUGUUUUGCCAAACUUGCGACAGACUAACAUGUCGAGACUGUCAACUUAGCGAUCAUCGAGAUCACAAGUACAAAUUCAUUCAUGAAAUUGCAGCUGAAACACGAAGUUCGGUGGCGACACUAUUGAAGGAAGUUAGUUACAAAAGAGUUUUGCUGAAGAGUGCAAUGAAAGUUAUCGAAGACCGACAAGUUUUAAUACUGGAGAAGAAAAAGUCUCUUGUGCAAGACAUCACACAAAUGGUUGUUCAGUUAACGAACGCCAUCAACACACGGGGGAAGCAAUUAGUCAUGAGAUUAAAUGAAGUUUGCGAUCAGAAGCAAAAUACUUUGAAUGAGAAAAAGAUUGCCUUGGAUCAAUUGUCUAAGCUGACUGAUCAUUGUAUUCAGUUCGUUACACAUGCACUUGAAAAAGGCUCGGAUAUGGAACUCUUGUACAGCAAAAGGUCUGUCACGGGUCAUCUGCAGAGGAUCAAGAGUCGAAGAGCUGAUAUUCCAAAUCCGGAAAUACCAGUGAGAAUCCAUCUGUCAAUGGAAAAAGUGCCGGAUUUGAUAAAAGUUGUUUCGUCGAUCGGUGCAAUUGUGGUGGAUGGCCGGGUGUAUCGUUCGAUGUCCCCAGCUUCGGGAUCCGGAACGCCGACGAUACCCUUAACAGAGCAAUCAUCGGAGUCGAGGCAGCAAUCAGCGUCGAGAGGUUCAGCAUCGGCAUCGGAUCGUUGUACACCGGUGUUGCAAGUACCUUCGGUGACACCACAGGCUAAUAACAGUGCUCAACAAAAUUCAUACCAACCUAUUAACUUGCAAGUAUCUGUACAUCAACAAAGUGGUGUUUCACAACAGCAGCAACAGUCACAGUCUCAAGCUCCACAGCUACAACAACAGCAACAACAGCAGCAGCAGCAACAACAACAACAACAACAACAACAGCAGCAACAGCAACAACAUCAUCAACAGCAGCUACAGCAACAACAGCAACAAAUUCAACAGCAAAUUCAUCAAGCAUCGCAACUCCAGCAAGCCCAAAUAGCGCAAAUGCAAUCUCAACAAAAUCAGAAUUUCGCGAUACAACAACAGCAACAGCAAUCACAACAUUAUCCAGUGUUGAAUGUCCAAAGAACAUCGCCUCAAACUCAGUUACCCCAGCGUCUGUCACAAAAUGUGAAUUACAACGGACGGAUCCAACAGCAAGCUUCGCAACAACAGCUAAUGAUGCAACAGCGACCACUCGGUGGUUGUCAUCAGCAGCAGGUGACCUCUUCGACGCAUCCUCAUCAACAGGUCCACCUUGAUCCAUUGGGCCAACAGAACGCGAGUUUGCGUGGUCUUUUAGCUCACAACCCACCGCCCUUUCGUCCAGCUCCGAACCACGUGCCUUACAAAUUACCCCCAGGCUAUCGGUAUCCAGCGAGUAGUCUACAACAGCGAGGACCACAGAUGCAGACUUAUCAACCGACCAAUCCGUCCCUGGCUUCGGGGGGGCGAGUACAACAGUGUUCAACGGGCGCCGUACCACCGAGUCUCGCGGAAAUGAAUUAUCACAUGAAAAUAGGCUCGAUGCCACGAUGGCACAUACCACAAACAGCUAAUCAUUGCCUUCCAUACUCUGGUUCCCGUAAUUCAGCUGUACCACCCCCAGUUCCUAUUUCUUUAUCUAACGAUACUUAUAAAAUUACGCUAAAAAAUCAACAGCCUCCCCAGCAACCUCAGCUACAGCAACCACCGCAAUCAGCCCCACAACAACAACAACAACAACAUCACCAGGCACAACAGCAGCAACAACAGCAACCGCAGCAGCAGCAGCAGCAACAACAACAACAACAACAACAACAACAACAACCAUCCCUGCAACAACAGCAGCAACCACAACAACAACCAUCGCUACAACAUUCUCAACAACAAUUACUCAUUCAACAAACGAAUAACAAUGUACAAAAGUACAACUCAAACAAUCCUGGAUCAACCGGUGAACUCUCACCUCCCUCACAAACUCUCAUCACUACCGGACCUGCCGUUACUUCCUCUGUACCAAAAACCCCCAGCCCUGUACCACCUGGAAAAACUGGUGACGAAACUGAGAAAAAUUUGGAUAAAUUCUGCCAGAAAUCUCUCAACGACCUCAUGCUCACCAUUGCCAAAUUAGACUCCAAUGGCAUCGUCGUUAUACCCGAGGCACAAAAAAAUCAACUGGAUUCCACACAAGUUGAUAGUUCUACCGAUGAAGCUUUACAUUCGCUCGGUGACGGCUCAUCUGAUAAUUCAUCAGCAAUGGCUAAAGAUGAUCCUAAUGAAGAUUGGUGCGCUGUAUGCAUGGAUGGUGGAGAUGCGGUUCUUUGCUGCGAUAAGUGCCCCAAAGUCUUUCAUCUCUAUUGCCACAUACCGAGUUUGAAAACUUUUCCGGAUGAAAGCGAAACUUGGCAGUGCAUGCUUUGUACAAACGUCUUAGACUGCUCGGAAGAUCCACCCGGCGAAAAGAAACCGAACACUAUGAGCGCAAGGGAAUUGAGGAUAGCUCAGAGAAUCGUACUCGAGUUGUAUUGUCAGUAUGAACAGAGUCUACCCUUUCGUGAAGUGGUUUCACCAGAGAUAGUGGAGUAUCAUCGGAUAAUCAAAAAACCCAUAGCCCUGGAUAUGAUAAAGGACAAAUUGAAACCAGAUCACCCCAAUCAUUAUACCGAUUUACGCCAAGUUUUGGCAGAUAUUAGACUGAUGUUCAAAAAUGCCUUUACCUACAAUCCUGUUGAAUCCCAGGUGUACCAGGAAGCACGUAAUCUGGAAGAGUUCUUCGAAAAGCUGUUGUUGAAGUGGGCACCGAAUUAUGCAUGUGACGAUCCAUUUUUAUCGACUCAGGCGGACGAAGAGGAAGAGGUAUUUCCACCGAAUCGGAAAUAUCGGCGCAUUAUUAACGAUUAACUCAAAAGAAAACGGCACAAAAAUUGUCAAAUCACGGAUUUAUUAAUCAGAAGAAACAGAGAAAACGUUCCUUCAUCACUUUUUUUCUAUUUCGACUCAACGUAUGAAUUGAAAAUCUUCAACCAGGAGAAUUUAGUGUUGAUCUGUACCCUUACACAAUCGAUACAUGUAUUAUACAAAAAGAGGGAACCGCGUCGUGUUUUGCAAAUUAUUACAAAACUCGAGCGUUCCCAUAAUCAAAUUUUUGCAUAUUGCUGCGAAUCAACAAAAAUGUACAUAACAUAAUAGAUGAUCGAAAAAAAGAUCAAAACAAAUGACACAAGGAGACAAAAACUCGUUGUCGACGCUCGUCACCAGUUCUUCCAUUGGUUCACAUGAUCAAACUAGUUGUCUUAUUCGAAUUAACGAUUCAACUUGCAUUUCGAGAACAAGAAAAAAAAAGGAACAAAAACCACGGACAUUCUCACAUAACUGAUAUUAAUUAGAAUAUGAUCGUAUUUAAGUAACAAUAACCGAAGUAGAUAGUGAGAAAAAAACAAAUGCUAGAAUCAUCGAUACGUAUAGAAGACAUUUUCAAUUUUGACAAACUCGUUAUAGAACUUUUUCUACUAGAUUAAUAAUAACUUAUUUUACUUCCACGACGCAGAUGUAUGUUAUAUUGUUAAUGAAUGGGAAUACUGUUAGUACGUGGUUGUACGUACAUGAUGAAUGGCUCAACAGAAAAUCGGGCGUUGUUUGAAUAUCAAAUGGUUUUUCCAUUGUUGAUUCUGAAAUGAGAAUAGCAACUGAAUUGGAUUCAAAUGUUAAAUUUUAUCCUAUAACUUCAUAAAAUUAAAAUAUCUCUUUUAUCAUUCAAAUCUUGCGCGCAUUUAUGUUACUCUUAAUAAACAAGAAAUUUUUCUACAUUCAAAUAAUACCCAUAUUUGAAUAUCCGUACAUGCUGUCGGUAUGGAAAAAAUCGAUCGGAAUCUAAUGUUAAAAUGUUCUAAAACUAUCAAUUAUUAACUGAAAAAUCAAUCGUUUCAUUCGCGCCAGAUCAUUGAAUUUUCCAGAAUCUUUAAUUGUUGGUCAUUAUCACGAUAUGUAUUUUUAUACUUGUUACCGGAGAGAAAGUGUAUCGAAUAAUGUUUCCUUCAUAUUUGUAUUCGCACAUAUUAUUCUACGUUAGUUUAUUUUUUAAAAAACAACUCUGAAAAAUAAAUGAAGAUAAGAAUCAAUGCGCUAAACUUGAAUUUCGGCAUUCAAAAACUAUCUGGGAUGAGGUACAUUGUUUAAAACUUAAUUUUAUUUAUGUUUUUUGCUUUAUACAUCCGACGAAUAUAUUAUUUGUUGAUAUUACAGUUUGUAGUAUUUCCAAAAUAUAUGCUAUGAUAAUUGUAAA